Nematolebias whitei (Rio pearlfish) is the source of this 4137-nucleotide messenger RNA. RefSeq lists its product as uncharacterized. Gene Ontology annotation, biological process: neuron projection development; calcium-mediated signaling; actin filament organization. NCBI's taxonomy places the organism in Eukaryota, Metazoa, Chordata, Actinopteri, Cyprinodontiformes, Rivulidae. Gene Ontology annotation, cellular component: postsynaptic density; actin cytoskeleton; dendrite. The record is from RefSeq and is a predicted model, not a curated record. Gene Ontology annotation, molecular function: actin filament binding. The coding region runs from base 1 to 3915 and encodes 1304 amino acids. The transcript is spliced from 18 exons.
AUGAUGCGACCAGACAACAAAGGCCGAAGUGCAUCUCCUCAUAGGAUAACGUAUAAAUCAGACUUUCAUACCAUCAAAUGCUCAUUUGACACUGGGGUUAGUCUACAGCCAAGGACCAAAGCAGCAGCUGCCAUCCAGGGCUCUGCAGCACAUCUAAACGUGCUGCUGUCCAACCUGACGGAUUCCACAGCGCCCAACGCCAGUAACAGCCGAGGUCGGAUCCAAAGCACCAGGGGGCCCAAGCUCCGACAGAACAUUUUCCUUCAAAUGGACAACCAGCAGUCAAGGCAAGAUGGUGCUCCAGUCCUGAGUUCUGGCUCCACACCUUUCCUUGCUCCAUCAAAGCCUGGCUUCCAGCUCCACAGUUCACCUUUCUCUAUACCCAGAUGCUCAGUCGCCAGCUCCUCAUCUGUAAUGAGCAGUGUGACCAGCGUUUCUUCCUCAGAAACGCCACUGCGAGGCAAACUGUCCAGAGCAGAGGAAAUAGGAGAUAUUGACAGAGUUGCUCUAGCUCAGAGGUUUUCUGUAGCCCGGAGGUUGUUUGAGGCCAAGAUGGUGGAGGGUGGAAGUUGUGGAGGACAGUCUGUAAAACCUCUGAUUGGCAGGGGAGGUGUGGAGGCUGCAGAUGGGAGGAGGGAAGAGGAGCAAGAGGCAAGUGGGAAAACGAGGUGCACAGAGGAGGACGAGUCAGAGAAGGAUAAAUCCAUAAACCAUAUUUUAAAUGUUUCCACACUGACGCCAUCACUGACAAGGUACCCUAAAUCUACACUGAACGGCUCUGGUGAAGCACACGACAGAUACGAUAAAACCACAGAUUUACCAACUGUGGUUGAGAGGGGAGAUGGAGCAACUCUUAACUCCUGCUUGUCUUCUGAGGAAUCGCUGAGGGCAGAACUCGUCGAUUUAAAGAAUGAUUCUUCCGAGAGUGAUGAGAAUGAGGAAGAAAAGGUGUGGAAAGAGGUGGGCACACAGUGGAUAAGGAGCAUGCGCAAAGCUGAUGGAAAACGUGUGGAGGCUCUAAUUGACAGUGUUUUUGAGGAAACACCCAGGCUUCUGAAGAGUGUGGCGCUCAGAGCAGGAGAAGAUGGUUCAGUCAUUUCUUCAGAGGACAUGCAAAGAAACGGACUCACUGAGGAUGGUGAAGGCAGAAGAGACGAGUAUCAGCAGGUUCGUGAAGAAUGGGAAGGUAAGAGAGAGGAGCAGAGCAGACACUUUCCUGUGCAAGAUAAGUCAAUGGAAGAAAGAGACGGCAUGGAGAAAAAGACACAUGCUGGAUCAGGAGAUGGUGUCAGGUUGGAGAAGAUUCUGAUCCGAGAGGUAAAUGUUGACAAGGAUGUUAAAGAAAACGUACAGCAUGAAGAUGGAGACGAUGAAUCAAGGCGGUGUCAAAAAGGGGCAAGACGAGAAGGUCAAAGUGUGAGAGAAACAGGAACGCCAGAGCUUGUCCCUGAUGAGGUGAAACAUGUGGCAAUCAGAGGAGGUGGUGAGGGAAAUUAUUGUACUUUAGAAGGUAAAGAGGACCAAACGUUAAUCUCUGGGAUUGAGAAUAAAGCUUUUGUGUACAAUCAAGAUUCCCAGUCCCACAUAAAGCUUUCAGAACCCUUAAGGCUGGAAGAAAAAAGCUCCCUGCAGAGAGAUGAUCGACUAUUAGUGGGAUACGAGGAAAUUCCUGGUGUGCCUGAACUGGAGGGUCAUGAUCAGGAUGGAUCUGAGGCUGCGAAGAGGAAGGUCCGGUUCUCCACAACUCCUAUCAAGGUGUACAGCAUGUAUUCCAACGCCGAGUAUAACAGAUGCAACGAGGACAUCGACCCAGUGUCUGCUUCAGCUGAGUUUGAGCUGGAAAAGAGAGUGGAAAGGAUGGAUGUCUUUCCAGUGGAAAUAGAAAAAGGAGAGGAUGGACUGGGCAUCAGUAUCAUAGGAAUGGGUGUGGGGGCUGACCAGGGACUGGAAAAACUGGGAAUCUUUGUCAAGACAAUCACUGAAGGAGGAGCAACACACAAGGAUGGAAGGAUUCAGGUGAACGAUCAGAUCGUGGAGGUGGAUGGUGAGAGUCUGGUUGGAGUUUCUCAACUGUUUGCAGCCACAGUUCUCAAGAACACGUCGGGCUUCGCCAAGUUUCUGAUUGGUCGAGAGAAGGAAGGGGUGGAGAGCGAGGUGGCCCGAUUGAUCAAUGAAAGCCUGGAAAUGGAAAAAACAAAGGGAGAGAGCCGAAGCAGUGGAGAUGAGGGCGACAGUGACAACAUGUCAGAGACGGACUCAGUCUUUGGAGAGGAAGAAGAGGGCGAUGAUGAGGAGGAAGAUGUGUCCGCUCUGUCCAGUCUUGAAAACUACGAACUCUGUCUGAAAUACCAGCAGCUUCAGUCAAAAUUACGCAGCAGAACGACUCAUCUUCUCUGCAGCAGAGAGAAGUUUAAAGCCUUGGAGAAGCAGCAGGCCCGCUGGCAGAGCCAGAAGGCCGAGUUGGAGCAAAGAGCUCGAGAUGGAGAGCAGAGAGCUGACAAACUGGAGAGUUACUGGCAGGAGGCCCAGACUCUGUGCGGAGUUGUGAGCCAGCGAUUAGCCGAUGCCCAGAGCCAAACGGAGAGCCUGGAGAACAAAUACAGCAAGGCCAAAAGACUGGUCAGAGAGUAUCAGAGCAGGGAAGAAGAGAGGGAGAAAGAACUGGUCGAUUUGAGGAGAGAAAUGGACGAGAAAGACAAGCGGCAUAGGGAGACUGUUGAACGGCUGCACAUCCAGAUGGCACAACUAGAGAGAAAAGAGGCUGAUCCUGAGAGGAAGAACCGCUCUGUGAACCCUUCAGUCACAGACUGGUAUGUUCCAGUUCCUGAUACGGGCCGUUUGGACUCUAGCGCUCACAUAGCCAGAGCUCAGCUAGCUCAGAAAUCAAAGCGCCACCCGCCUUCACGAGAAAAGCUCAGGGAGAGCUUCAAAAACCAGCAGCAGGAAGUUGUCCUUCAGCAGCAGGACAGCCAGUCUCUGCCAGCGUACACCAUGGUCCAAAGAAACAGGAGUGAUCUGUCCAGCUUGUCUUCGUUCCCAACGUUCAACCCUCAGAGCACCACCAGUUCCCUGCUAACCCCUCCUGUUUUCAUCAAUCAUACCGUUACCCCCUCGCUGUGCAAAUCUGCAGCAUCCAGAAAAUCUAAAAAGAAAUUUCCAAACUUCAGUGGCCUUCGUAAGUCUCUCGGCAAAAGGAGAAGUGAAAAACGCAGCAGAACAUCCACCAACAGCAGGGGAUCGUGUGGCGUCCUGAUAGAUGAGCCCGCUGAGGUUUCUCCAUCAGGCUCGGUCACCUCUAUGCCUUCCUGCCUGUCUCUUCCCUGGUUUGGAGACAGAGGGAGAGAAAAGGAGAAGGAAGAGGAGGAGAACAGCAGAGUGAGGUUGCGCUCUGUGUCCAGCAACAGUUUGCCUUACCUUACCACGACUAGAAGAGAUCAAAGCAUUGGCUCUCCUGUGGGCUGCUCCAGCAUGGUGGGUCAUGUCUCUGAUCAUUCCCUCUCUGGAAACUCUCACACUUGCACCUUUUCUUCCUCAGAGACUUUGGACAAUUUUCAAUUUCCCAACAAUAACAAUCAGUGGCAGGGCCGCCCUGUGUCGGAGUGGAAGGUCCAGCAGGUGUGUCUGUGGUUAAUUGACCUGAACAUGGAUCAGUACACAUCUGAGUUCGCUGCCAAAGGAGUGGAUGGAGCGCAGCUUCUAAGUAUGGACAGUCAGAAACUCAAGGCUCUUGGUGUUUCCAGUCAAAGUGAUCGAUCCGUCCUCAAGAAGAAGCUGAAGGAUAUGAGACGAGAGGAGAAGGAACAGAAAAAGGACAAGAAGCUAAAGGAAGGCAAAGACAAAGUGAGGCCGAGUGAGCAAUCCAUGAAAGAUGUUGGAAGCAGUUUCAAAACUGUCAGAACAGAGUCGCUUUUAUAAAACGAAACGCAGAGGAACCACCAGCAUUGUGCGUGUGCACGUUGACGCACACAAAUUUUCUCUUUUUAUGUCCAUUUUUUUAUAUACAGGCAGACGGUUGGGGUCAAACGGAUCUUCCAGCACCAAAAAUCAAACUGUACGUUUGUCAUUAGACGUAUGAGAAUUACCCGUCGGUUGUUUUUAAUGAUUACCUUUUUAAUUUAUCCUGUGAACGAUUUUAAC